AUGGCUUCUAAACGGCUAGAUGGAAAAGUCGCCAUUAUCACAGGCGCGGCUUCAGGCUUUGGCAAGGGCAUCGCACUCAAGUUCGUUCAGGAAGGGUGCAAGGUCCUCAUCGCAGACUUGUCCGAAGCCGCGGGACAGACCGUUGCAGCGGACCUCGGCUGUGCCUUCAAGCGAGCCGACGUCACCAAGCCAGAAGACUGGCAGGCUCUACUCGACGAGAUACUGGCGUCUUAUGGACACCUCGACAUCGUGGUCAACAAUGCCGGCGCGACCUAUGCCAACAAGCCGACAGAAGAAGUCACUGAGCGCGAGUUUGACCUGGUCAUGAAUGUCAAUGUCAAGUCAAUCUACCUGAGCACGACGAUACUCAUGCAAUACUUUCUCAGCCAGCACCGGCCUGGAUGUUUCAUCCAAGUGGCUUCGACAGCGGCAACGCGGCCACGACCGCGCUUGACUUGGUACAACGCGUCCAAAGCCGCCGUAGUAAAUGCCACAAAGACUUUGGCGGUUGAGUACGGGCCCAAACAGGUCCGCUUCAAUGCCGUCUCGCCAGUGGUUGGCAGUACAGGAAUGACGCAUCUCUUUCUCGGCAAGGCCGACACGCCCGAGAACCGUGAAGGAUUCGUCGCAACAGUCCCGCUUGGCCGGCCGUCCACGCCUGCCGACGUUGCAAACGCCUGCUGUUACCUUGCUAGUGACGAGGCGGCUUUUAUCACCGGGAUCAACAUGGAAGUGGACGGCGGGCGAUGUGAAGCAUCCGGGCCUCUUAGGGAUCACCAGUCAAUGACUCCGGAGCAGCCUAGCGAAGGGUGCCACGACUGGGUAGAUGAGCCACAUGCGACCAGGAGCGCCUUUGCUAGUCUUGACCACCCUUCAGUCCCUGGUCCUGGCUUAUUCGGGGGGGAUGACCCAUCUCUGCUCGGAAACCCGUAUCUGGCCGCUUUGACUCAGCCUGACCUAAGGUACGGAGGAUACGACUGGCUAGAUCUGGAUAUCUCGAAUCUGGACAUGGACUUCAGUCUUGUCGUGGGCGCCGAUAUUGACCUACCUCAUCCCGAACCCGAUGUAUCCACUUCUCCGGCCAGUCUCCUGCCCGAGCCGCCGGCGACUGCAUCCGUGCACAGGCAUUCCGGCUUGCCAUGGCCCUUCGAGCAAGGGCGGGAGAACCCAGCGCCUACGAGGCUGCCUCUACCACCUCUCCGCGAGAUUCUCAAGGCUUCGCCUCUUUCAUCCUGUGGAGAGGACGCAUCGGCUGUCGAAGGCCUAGUCCAGCUGCUUUCCGAGCCGAGACUCCCAAGACCGGACCAGGUGAGGGGCCCAUCGGCGGCUUCGGGGUUCGUCCUUCUCCAACGGCUCUUGGACGCGUACUUUGCCAAAUUUCAGAUGAUUCAGCCCGUCAUUCAUGGGCCGACUUUUGACGCCAGUGACUGUCGGACCAUACUUCUUGCAUCCAUGGCCUGUAUUGGGGCAGUGCUGUCCGAGUCUCCAGACUCUGCCGACCUCGCCGCUACUCUAAGCGACUUCUGCACACCGAUGAUCACUUGGUUUGGGACGACGGACCAGUCGAAUUAUUCCAACGUUGCCUACCUGACCUCGCUAUGUCUGCACCAGAUUUACUCGCUGGGUUCGGGAGAUCGCGCCCUCUAUCAAUUUGCAGACCGGAUGCGAGGUGUGCUAAUUGGAAGCCUCCGCGGCCUGGGACUCCUGAGUUGUCGGCCUACCUCACCCGAAAUUGGUAAUCCUGCUGACAGUUCCUUGUUAUCCGAUGUCCUCGAUGUGAAGGCGGACUGGCUCGCUUGGAUCGCACGGGAGACUGAGAUUCGGCUGGCUUGGGCAUCCUUUGAGUAUGAUUGCAGUCUAUGCACACUCACAAGUCGGCGCGGCGUCGUGGACUUGAGUGAAUUGCCCUCCAAGCUGCCAUCGAGCGACUGUCUCUGGGAGGCGCCAUCUGCGGAUGCGUGGCUAGCUCUCAGAACGCGGCUCGGUUCCGUUUCUCUCGGGCCUUCGCUCUCCAGCCUCUUGCAUGGUCUUGUCAAUGGCACCCACAUGUCGGAGCAUAUCUCGUCCUGGUCUAAAAGAUUGUGUGGGCAAGUACUUGGGCGGCUCCUUUGGGAUCUCAGACAAAUAGAGAUCCUCUCCAAGUCCGACUUUUUCUGCCUCCCGUCCUUGUCCAGCGGCCAGCAGCAGUCCAAGGCAUCACUCCUCAGGGGUCUUGAUUAUCUUUUAACCACACUAAAUAAUCCCACUUCAACAUCAGACCUUGUCAGCUACAACAUCUCCAGCUUGUUAUGUCACUAUUCGCACCUCUAUACGGCAGGCGAUAUCAUGGACCUGAUCCUGUACAUCGUCCGCGCUGUCGUGUCCCGCGAAUCUUCACACAUCUCCGCAAUCACCACCGCACGCCAUCGGCUGAUUUCCACCCUCGGGACGGACCCAGUGACAGCGAGGGAGCUCGCGUGGCAUGCUGGCCAGAUCAUUGCGGUAGCCAACGAGUAUCUCGUAUCGGCCCCCUGCGAGAUAAUGCGUCUGUUCAUGAGCUAUGUAUUUAUCAUCGCCUUUGUCAAGUAUAACCCCAGGGGCCAGACUCGAGACGCGGCCCCCGAAGUCAGGUUGGACAUGUCUAGCUGCCACGUCAGUGAGCAACGAAAUAUCUCGAAGUGGAUACAAGAGGGCGGGCCAGUCCGCCUGGGCUCUACAGCGGACCUUUCGACAUCAGGCGCGACGAAAACAAUUGUGCAGGAUGCGCAGAGUAUGAUGCAGAGACUGUGCAGCUGGGGACUCGCAGAGAAGUUUGCCAAGAUACUACAGUGCUUCGCAGACAGCGACGUUUGA
Messenger RNA from Thyridium curvatum, 2832 nucleotides. RefSeq lists its product as uncharacterized. Gene Ontology annotation, molecular function: zinc ion binding; DNA binding. The record is from RefSeq and is a predicted model, not a curated record. Gene Ontology annotation, biological process: DNA-templated transcription. The coding region runs from base 1 to 2832 and encodes 943 amino acids. The transcript has 5 exons. Lineage: Eukaryota; Fungi; Ascomycota; Sordariomycetes; Thyridiales; Thyridiaceae.